Messenger RNA from Zonotrichia albicollis (white-throated sparrow), 1246 nucleotides. NCBI's taxonomy places the organism in Eukaryota, Metazoa, Chordata, Aves, Passeriformes, Passerellidae. The record is from RefSeq and is a predicted model, not a curated record.
UGGAUCCUCGGCAGAGGGGGCUGGAGCAGGAGCUGAAGGUGACGCUGCAUCCCGAGCAUCCCAUCCCGGUGCUGGAAUCCCGCCGCAUUUUCAGCCCUCAGCUCAACUCCUGCGAGUUGGGAUUUCGCUUCAUCAUGCAAAAGUUAAAAAUAGUUGCACUUAAUUCAGCACUUUUCACCUUGCUGAAGAGGCCCGGAGGAGCCUCCCCACAGGGUCGGGUCAGCGAUGGUGACAGCCUGGCGCUCUCCUGCCCUGCCCGCUCGCCAGCUUUGUCAUCGCGCAGCUCCCAGAGCCGGGGGAGCGCAGCCCUGGCGUGGGGCGGCAGCUCUGCCUCCUGCCAGCGCUGCUCCAGGGCUCCGUGUCCCUCUGUCCCCUCCAGGCACGGCGCGGGCAAGGCCGAGGACACCUUCAAGACGCCCCCGUUCCACCUGGACCUGUGGUUCUACUUCACCCUGCAGAACUGGGUGCUGGAUUUCGGGCGCCCCAUCGCCAUGAUCAUCCUCCCUCUGGAAUGGUUCCCUCUGAACAAACCCAGCGCUGGAGAUUAUUUCCACAUGGCUUACAACGUUAUCACCCCCUUCCUGCUGCUGAAGCUCAUCGAGAGGUCCCCCAAGACCCUGCCCAGGUCCAUGGUCUACGUCAGCAUCAUCACCUUCGUGAUGGGCGCCAGCAUCCACCUGGUGGGGGACUCGGUGAACCACCGGCUCAUCUUCAGCGGGUACCAGCACCACCUGUCCGUCAGGGAGAACCCCAUCAUCAGGAACCUCAAACCCGAGACCCUGAUCGAUUCCUUCGAGCUGCUCUACUACUACGACGAGUACCUGGGGCACUCCAUGUGGUACCUGGUGACCGAGGGCCAGAUCUUCAUCCUCUACAUCUUCACCUUCUUCGCCAUGAUGGCGCUGGUGAUGCACCAGCGGCGCAAGGGGCUGGUGCUGGACAGCAACGGGCUCUUCCUCUUCCUCUCCUUCAUCAUCACCCUGCUCCUCAUCGCCGCCUGGGUGGGCUGGCUCUGGAACGACCAAAUCCUGCGGAAAAAGUACCCGGGGGUGAUUUACAUCCCCGAGCCCUGGGCCUUCUACACCCUGCACAUGAACAACCUGCACGCAGCCAAGGGCGCUUUCUGAGCUUUUGGGUGUUUUUGAAUGGGGGGAAAAAAAAAAAAAAAAAAAAAAAAAGAGAAGAAAUCUAGUUUUUCUAAUGUAGAUUCAUGUGUUUCCAAUAAAUUCCUGAGUGGAAAAAAAAA